Drosophila obscura is the source of this 2500-nucleotide messenger RNA. RefSeq names its product sodium/hydrogen exchanger 8 (gene Nhe1). Gene Ontology annotation, molecular function: sodium:proton antiporter activity. Gene Ontology annotation, cellular component: Golgi apparatus; membrane. The record is from RefSeq and is a predicted model, not a curated record. NCBI's taxonomy places the organism in Eukaryota, Metazoa, Arthropoda, Insecta, Diptera, Drosophilidae. Gene Ontology annotation, biological process: regulation of pH; sodium ion transport; proton transmembrane transport. The transcript has 5 exons. The coding region runs from base 124 to 2079 and encodes 651 amino acids.
GCGAUGUUAGGCUGAUAAACAGCUGUUACUGACGUGUUUUUGGUGUAAUGAAAGGGAAAAAUUGUUAAAAUUGUGUAAUAUUACUUAAAUGCGUGCGAUCCGCAUAUUACUGCAUUGGUCAACAUGAAGCUUAGCCGCUGGUCACUGUUUUGGAAUGCUGCUGUCAUUUGUCUCGCACUGCAAACGGCAGCAGUGGACAACAGCGGGCAGGAAAAUACGAUACUUAACAAUUCUAGUACACCAGAAAGUGGUAACGUCAGUCAAGUAAAUUCGUCACCCAGCAAUAAUCCACUGAUCAACGUCACAGUCUCAACUGUUACUCCCAUCAAUGGAAGUACCACAAGGAAGGGGGGAAACAAUUCUACUCUAGUCACGGAAUCACCGCUUAUUGAUUUCCAUGCUGUUGAGCAGGAACAUAACUCGUCGCUUUCCUUGUUCUUUCUUACACAAAUAAUUAUGCUGGGUAUUCUUUUGAUACACUCAAUGCUUCAGACUGGAUUCCAAUAUCUGCCGGAGAGCAUCGUGGUGGUUUUCCUAGGCGCCUUUAUUGGACUGUCCUUAAACGUUAUGUCCGGACAAAAUGGCAGCUGGAAGCGCGAAGAGGUCUUUUCCCCAAUGGGAUUCUUCCUUGUCCUCUUACCGCCCAUUAUAUUUGAAUCCGGCUACAAUUUGCACAAGGGAAACUUUUUUCAGAACAUUGGCUCGAUUCUAGUCUUCGCCAUUUUUGGCACAACCAUAUCUGCUUUGGUCAUCGGAGCCGGAAUAUACUUGCUUGGUCUUGCAGAGGUGGCAUUCCGGCUUAGCUUUUCAGAGUCAUUCGCCUUUGGAUCGCUCAUCUCCGCUGUUGAUCCUGUCGCAACUGUGGCCAUUUUCCAUGCUUUGGAUGUUGAUCCAAUACUUAACAUGUUAGUGUUCGGCGAGAGCAUUCUGAACGACGCUAUAUCGAUUGUGCUAACCGCUUCCAUCACACAAUCUGCCAAUGACAAUGCAGAGGCCAGCACUGGAGAGGCAAUUUUCCAUGCCCUAAAGACGUUCUGUGCCAUGUUCUUUGCUUCGGCCGGCAUCGGAGUCAUCUUCGCAUUGAUAUCGGCACUCUUGCUUAAGCACAUUGACUUGCGAAAGCAUCCGUCCCUUGAGUUCGCCAUGAUGCUCAUGUUCACCUACGGUCCCUACGUUUUAGCCGAGGGUAUUCACUUAAGUGGAAUCAUGGCCAUACUGUUUUGUGGAAUCGUGAUGUCUCAUUACACACAUUUCAACUUGUCUACGGUCACUCAAAUCACGAUGCAGCAGACAAUGAGGACUCUGGCUUUUAUAGCCGAAACUUGUGUGUUCGCCUAUCUGGGACUAGCUAUCUUUUCAUUCAAGCACCAAGUGGAGCUGUCGUUUGUUAUAUGGGCGAUCGUACUGUGUCUAAUUGGACGCGCCUGCAACAUCUUUCCUCUCGCAUUUUUGGUUAACAAAUUCCGCGAGCACAAAAUUAACAACAAGAUGCAGUUUAUUAUGUGGUUUUCUGGCUUACGUGGAGCCAUUUCCUAUGCGCUAUCUUUGCACUUGAAUCUGGACAGCCAAGAGAAACGCCACGUUAUUAUUACAACCACAUUGAUAAUCGUGCUUUUUACAACCUUGGUUUUGGGUGGUUCUACCAUGCCCCUGCUGAAGUAUCUUAAGCCAGGAAAAAAACGAAGGCCACGUGGAACUGUACGCAACUCGUUCGAGGAGGGAGCGGGAGCGCCCCGAAGCAACAACAGCCGCAAACGCUCAAAAUCCAUUUCUCUGUCGAAGACACGGGAGUGGGGACAGGCCAUCGAUUCAGAGCAUUUGUCCGAACUUACCGAAGAGGAGGAUGUCUCCUUUAACCAGGCUCGCAAUCGCUUUGGGCGCCUCGAUCGCAAGUACUUUAUUCCAUUCUUCACACGUCGAUUCAACAGCCAGGAGUUGCACGAGUGCAAGUCUCAGAUGGCAGACUUGACCAACAAGUGGUAUCAGGCGAUUCGUGUGAGUCCCUUAGACUCGGACGAGUCGGAUGAGGAGAUUGGAUUAGCAGCUAGCACAAGUCAGAGCCAUCUCACACGGUCGUAGAAUUAAAUGAUAGAUGGAACUCUGUGGCUGUGUUAAUUCAAUUUUGUGGCCAAAGUGAAGGAUCGUAUGUAUUUAUUUUUUAGUUGGUAUAGAUCAUGUGAAUGUCAUGAUCAUUAUGAAUGUGAAAAUGUGAUUGGUGGUGGUGGUGUACAUCAACUUGUAGAAUAUUUUGCUUCCCUAUCUUGUUUUUGUUGGAUAUAAAUCCAAACAACUUUUUUUUCUAGAUUAUUUCUUUAUUUAUCGGCUCUAACCAGUAUUCCAAUUAAAUCCAACAUUGUUCUCUGGGGGAAAAUUAAAAACAGCCAUUUUGAAGUGCAUUGAGUCAAAACAGUGAUACUUUUAAGUGUAUUAUAUAUGUAUUUGUGAUUUUGUAAAUGUUUGAAAACCAAAUAUAAUAAAUAUGUAAUUGUGAUACGAAUAA